Molecule: messenger RNA, 391 nt
Organism: Staurois parvus
Lineage: Eukaryota; Metazoa; Chordata; Amphibia; Anura; Ranidae
Source: the annotation of a GenBank genome assembly
GCCCUGUCGCUCGGCUCCGCCUCCUCACUGGUGAUUGGGCACCAGUACUGUAGCUCAGGAAAGGCACACAGGCAGCGAGGAGGCGUAGCCGAGCGGGCCCCGCAAAAAUCAAGGGAGGGAGAGGCCGAAGUGAAGGAAGGACGACAGCUGACUGUCCGAAGAUCGAGGGAGCUGCCGGAGCGAGUUUUAUUCUUCAUCUCUUCAGGUAAGUGAGAGAGCGAGCCCUGAGCAGGGGUCAGCAAAGUAAGUAUCAUUGGUGUCAGUGGGAGGAAUAGUGCCCCAACAUUUGUGUCACUAAUACCAACGAUGGGGCACUAUUCCUCCCCCCACUGACACCAACGAUGGGGCACUAUUCCUCCCACUGACACCAACGAUGGGGCACUAUUCCUCC